AUGGCCUCGUCAGCUCUCCCAGGUCAACUCCUCGGCCCAACCAAAUCCAACAACAUCGGCGCCGGCACCCACAUCUCCAGCUCCAACCUCUACGCCAGCAUCGCCGGGCCCCUCACCUCGAACCCAUCAACGUCCAAAUCCUCCCCCGCCCCGACAAUCUCCAUCUCCCGCCCCUCUGGCGACCUCCUUCCCGAAGUCAACACCACGAUCAUCGGCAAAAUCACCCGCACCAACCCCCGACAAGCCAGCCUCUCCAUCCUCGCUCUCGGCCCCACCGGGGCACACGUCCUGCGCGAGCCUCUCCCUGCGCUGAUACGACAACAAGAUAUCCGCGCAACAGAGGUGGAUAAGGUGAAAAUGGCCGAGUGCUUUCGGGUCGGGGAUGUGGUGCGGGCGAACGUGAUUAGUCUGGGUGACGAGAGAGCGUAUUAUUUGAGCACGGCGAGGAAUGAGCUGGGCGUGGUGAUGGCGUGGAGUGAGGCGGGGAAUGUCAUGGUCCCGGUUAGUUGGCGGGAGUUUGUGGAUGAGGCGACGGGGGCGAGGGAGGGGAGGAAGGUUGCUAAGCCGGUUUGA
Molecule: messenger RNA, 573 nt
Organism: Saxophila tyrrhenica
Lineage: Eukaryota; Fungi; Ascomycota; Dothideomycetes; Mycosphaerellales; Extremaceae
Gene: CSL4
Product: exosome 3'->5 exonuclease subunit ski4 (Csl4)
Exons: 1
Coding region: 1-573 (190 amino acids)
Biological process (GO): RNA processing
Cellular component (GO): nuclear exosome (RNase complex); cytoplasm
Molecular function (GO): RNA binding
Source: RefSeq, a predicted model, not a curated record